Lucilia sericata (common green bottle fly) is the source of this 2106-nucleotide messenger RNA. Its product is annotated as probable serine/threonine-protein kinase dyrk1. The transcript is spliced from 2 exons. NCBI's taxonomy places the organism in Eukaryota, Metazoa, Arthropoda, Insecta, Diptera, Calliphoridae. The record is from RefSeq and is a predicted model, not a curated record. Bases 54 to 1067 code for a protein of 337 amino acids.
AAAAAGAAAAAUCAAAUCAACAUCACAUUGUUAAAAAGUAAAUCCAAUGGAAAAUGAUGACGAUGAUGUUUUACGUAAACAACAGCUUUAAAAGCAACAACAACAGAAACUAUAGUAAUACUACAACAGCAGAAGUGACUGCCAGCAGCUGUAGGAGUAUAAAUAGUUGCAAUAGUUGUUGUAUUGGCAGUAAUGUUAACAAUAAAAUAACGUUGAAACAACAAAAAAUUUAUAAUAUUGAAAGGACUGAUAAUGUAAACAUUAAAGACAGCAGCAACAGCAUAAACAACAACCACAGCAGCAACAUUAGCGACAAUUACGACAACAGAAAACGACAAAGCGUUACAAACUUAAACGAUAAUGAAGAUGAGAAUCUAAAAAAUCAACAUUAUUGCAGCAGCAAUGACACUAGUUACACAACAACAGAAACAGCUCAACAAUGUUUAAAAUUAACGACAACAACAGCAGCAACAAAUAUUAGAAAUCGAGGGAAUAGCAGCAAUACAACAACAUCGUCAGCGUCAUUAACACAACAACAACAGCAACGGCAAAGGAGGUGUUUAAACGACAACCACAACAACAACAACUAUAGCCACAUUAUUAUUAGUAGUAGUAAAAACAACAAUAGCAGUAGUAACAGCACCAGUAGUAGCAGUUGCCAACAAAAUUGUUUUCGUUGUAGUUUUCAUAAUAGCAAAACAGCAGCAGCAACAACAGCGAACAAUUUCUGUUGCACAUCAACAACAACAUCAUCAUCGGUAUCAUCAUCAACAACCUCGACCCGUAAAUGUAAAAAUUUUAGCCUUAAAGCAACUACUGGCAACAGUAGCAGCCAUCAACCCCAUUCACGUCGUAGCAUUAGUAGAAAUAUCGGUGUUAGUAGUGGUGGUGUUGGCCGUGGUGGUAUCAUAUUCAACGUCCAUAACAUCAUUAGCCUUUUUGGCCUUCAGCUGUGUUGUCUCCUGCUGUUGCGGCUAACACAUUUAGCCACUGGUCUUGCUGUUGGUGUAGACUCAACAAAUGCAAAUCUCACAGAUUUGGGUAGUCCCGGUUGUUGCAGUUUAUAGUUGGAUUUUUGUAAAUGGAUUGGUUUGGUUUGGUCCUUGGGUGAAUGAUAGCAGCUACAUACAUACACUAAUUAGUAGAGAGCAGUUUUAAAGUGUAUGACAAUGCAAAAUCAUUAUUAUCGUCAUCAUCAUCAUCGUUGUUGCAUCAUCAAAGUCUUUCUUCAUGAUAAUAUUUCAAUAAUUUCUUUUAUUUUCAGCCAAUUACUAAUUAUUCUCUCCUUUACAGCUUAUUUUAAUAAAUUUAAAAAUUUUCACAUUUUUUUGCAGCUUAUUUAAUUAAAUUCUUUAUCAUAACCUUUUAAUAUUUUACAGGUUUUAAUGAAAUUUACUGAACUGCUGUUUAUUUACGCACAUAUUUACUAAUAAACGUUCACUUUUUUUUUUUUCUUGUGCAUAUUUUCAGUUAUUAAAUUAGUACAAAUUUUAAUUAAAUAUUUAUUAAACAUUUCUAGUUUAUUUAAAAUUUCCAGGUAUAAUAUUAAUUUCAUUUUAAUUUUCAGUCGUGCAUACAUAGUUAAAAUUUAAUUUGUGGAGGAAAUCUGGUUGAAACUCAAAAAAACGCUAAACGUGGAAAAUAGAAAAUUAUAUUUAAUAUUAAUUUUAUUUUCAGCUAAUGACGGUUAAAAUGUUUUUAAUGGUUAAUUUAAAUUUAAAUUCAAUUUUUUUCCUAUUUCAGGCCACAUUUUCUAGUCAUUAAUUAUUAAUUAUUUAAAUUUUUUUCUCUUUCUUUCUUUUACCAACAAUUAGCUACAAUUUUAAUGGUGGUUUCAUAUGGUGUUUAAAGGAUUGUAUUCUUGAUACAUACAUACAUGGCUAAUUAAGGAUUAAGGACCUUUAUGACUGUAAUAUUUACAUAUAUAAUUUAUUUAAAAAAUUUUAUAUACAUAUAUUUCUCAAAUUUCAUAAAAUUCUUUAAGAAAUAUUUUUGUUAUAUUCUCAGAUUUUUUAAAGCUUAUAAAACUUUUAGUUUAGAAAUUAUAUAUAUAUUUUUUUUUAAUUUUCAUUUAUUAUUUUGCUUUAUAAAAUGAUUGUUAAUAAA